Messenger RNA from Dentiscutata heterogama, 354 nucleotides. The record is from the annotation of a GenBank genome assembly. Lineage: Eukaryota; Fungi; Glomeromycota; Glomeromycetes; Diversisporales; Gigasporaceae.
AUGCUAAAAAAAGACAAAUUUGUCACAGAGUAUCUUAGAACGAAUGAUGCAGAGAGUAAAAAGUUCAAGCAUGAGUCUAUUCCAGAUGAGAAGAAAACCUUGCUAGGAAGUAUAGUUACUGCAAAUGAUAUUCAAGAAGAAUUUGACAGAAAUAGCUCUAUUCUGAUAAAUAUUGUCUCUGUUAAGCCAAUUACUCUAUCAAGCAACUAUGAAAAAAAAGUUCUGGAAAAAGUUCAAGCCCACUUCCAAAAGCAAUUCAUAAGCAAAAAAAAUAGCUACACAGAGGUUGAGAAACUUUGGUUUGACAGUACCAACCCAAAAAGAGAAUCUAAGAUUCCUGGUUCGAUCCAGUAA